UGACUUUCGGACUGUGUGUGCAGAAUAGUAUAAAACAGUGAAUAAUGACUGGUCGUGGUAAAGGAGGCAAGGGAUUGGGAAAAGGUGGCGCCAAGCGUCAUCGCAAAGUGCUUCGUGAUAACAUCCAAGGUAUCACGAAGCCUGCUAUCCGCCGUUUGGCUCGUCGUGGCGGUGUGAAGCGCAUAUCUGGACUCAUAUACGAGGAAACGCGUGGUGUUCUGAAGGUUUUCUUGGAGAACGUAAUUCGUGAUGCCGUCACCUACACCGAACACGCUAAGAGAAAGACUGUUACAGCCAUGGAUGUUGUGUACGCUCUGAAGAGGCAAGGCCGCACCCUCUACGGAUUUGGCGCAUUGCCUGCCAACUCGAGAACUUCAGCGGCCAGAUAUUCCAUUACGGCUGCUAGUGGAAAGGCAGCCAAGAAGGCUGGCAAGGCUCAGAAGAAUAUCACCAAGACCGACAAGAAAAAGAAGCGCAAGAGGAAGGAGAGCUAUGCCAUCUACAUUUACAAGGUUCUCAAGCAGGUCCAUCCUGACACCGGCAUUUCAUCUAAGGCGAUGAGCAUCAUGAACAGCUUUGUAAAUGAUAUUUUCGAGCGCAUUGCUGCCGAGGCGUCUCGUCUGGCUCACUACAACAAGCGCUCGACCAUCACCAGUCGAGAAAUCCAAACGGCUGUUCGCCUGCUUCUGCCGGGAGAGUUGGCCAAGCAUGCUGUCAGUGAGGGAACCAAGGCUGUCACCAAAAUGACUGGUCGUGGUAAAGGAGGCAAGGGAUUGGGAAAAGGUGGCGCCAAGCGUCAUCGCAAAGUGCUUCGUGAUAACAUCCAAGGUAUCACGAAGCCUGCUAUCCGCCGUUUGGCUCGUCGUGGCGGUGUGAAGCGCAUAUCUGGACUCAUAUACGAGGAAACGCGUGGUGUUCUGAAGGUUUUCUUGGAGAACGUAAUUCGUGAUGCCGUCACCUACACCGAACACGCUAAGAGAAAGACUGUUACAGCCAUGGAUGUUGUGUACGCUCUGAAGAGGCAAGGCCGCACCCUCUACGGAUUUGGCGGUUAAACAAAAAGUC
Drosophila santomea is the source of this 1065-nucleotide messenger RNA. RefSeq lists its product as uncharacterized. Gene Ontology annotation, biological process: nucleosome assembly. Bases 45 to 1055 code for a protein of 336 amino acids. Gene Ontology annotation, cellular component: nucleosome. The transcript has 4 exons. The record is from RefSeq and is a predicted model, not a curated record. Lineage: Eukaryota; Metazoa; Arthropoda; Insecta; Diptera; Drosophilidae. Gene Ontology annotation, molecular function: structural constituent of chromatin; DNA binding; protein heterodimerization activity.